GCGUUGUGUGGCGGUCCUGAGACGGUUGCCAGGCAACCUGCGCUGCAUUGAUAUGCGAGUUGGAGGGAAUCAGGGGAAGCCUUCUGCCUCUGGAGCAUCAGCGCUGGGCGGUGCGACUCCCACCAAACACGAGCUCUCUCGUCUGUCUGAUAACACACGCUCAAGGCUUCGCAGCUCAAAAGAUCACUUUUGCACUCUAAGGUACUUAACGUCCUAGUUUUGAGCACCUUUUUAACCUCGGAGAAGCAGAACGAGGUCAGGAACUCUUUGAACACCUGAAGUUCUAAAGGACUGAGAAUCCAAGAGCAUAUGGAGUUUCUUAACGGGGUUUUGGCUAAUUAAAAAGAGGUACCGCCGAUAACUGAACCACCCUCUCUUAUCCGUUCAUCCACGAAAGAACAAAGAGAGAGAGCGUUUCGCACGAGAAGCUCAUGACAGCUCAACUCGGGAACAACUGAGAUGAAACUGGGCAGGAAAACACCGGAGCGCCACGAGAAAUGACACGCGUCAGACGCCUGGAAAGCGCAGCCUCUCUUCUUCAGUCUGGAACUUCCUCCUAGCUAAAGGAUGAUGGGAUACGACUUCUCGCUGAGCGGCCAGGGAUGUGUGUGUGUUUCAGAAAGACGGUCCCGCUCAGCAUGUCCGAUGCUAUGUUCCUCCUGAUGCUGUGCAAGACUGGUGUGAGAGGAAAACUACAGACUUCUCCAAGGAAAAUGGUAAACACUGCUCUGAGUGAUGAGGAAAAGGGCAUUCAAGACAAGGAAAGCAAGGAAGAGUCCAUUCUGGCCAUGCUGGGAAUCAUCGGGACGAUCCUCAACCUUGUCGUCAUCAUCUUUGUCUACAUCUACACCACCCUCUAAAAUCCACAACUCUGGAAUUCACUGGAACUGUGAUCGGCAGUGAAAUUCUGGCAUGGAAAAACCAGGCCGUUCCACCAGGGGAUCAUGGGAAUACAGACACUGCUGCGAUGGAGUCGCGCAUCCACAGGGAAAAACACGGAGAACAGAUUCCCUUCAAACACAGACGAUACCAGGAACUACAUAAGCUGUAAAUAUGCACGUUAUUUCCAUAUUCCCAUCCCGGAUCCGGCAAAACAGGAGCGUUUCUAUGCAUGGCUCAGUCCACAGGACGUUCCCAUUCAGCGGUUUUUAAUAGUAAACACACAAUGUUUCUUACAUCUUCUGCAGGCUACAGUUUCAGGUUUAUACUGUAUUAAAAACGUUGCUGUUUACAAUAAAUUGCUUAUUAUUAGACCUGAGCUUUGAAAUAGAUCUUGAUAUAGACUGAAUUUUGUCAUGAGCAUUUUAAUACACAGUACAUAUGUACAGCAUUCAGUAGUUUGGCUGUAAAGCGUGUCAUUCUGCAAAUUAUUUAACUAUUUAGUUAUAUUGUGCAAUGCUUAUUUGCAGAUCUUGUUCAGUAUUGCUUAGUGUGGGUUAAAGCAGUUUUAGGAUGUGGGGUGGUUUAUUAAAUCAGUUUUCUGUGAAGGUGUUUAUGUAUGUGAAUUCAAGAUAAUACCGUUUCCCAUUGUUUUGAAUGAGAGAAGUCUUUGUUUACUCAAACAGACAGACUGUUCAUCAUACGUACAGACAGUGUUGCCUUAAGAAUGAUCUACACAUUCAUAUCUGCAUCAUUUCAGACAAUAUUUCAUUGCUUAUUGAUGCACAGACACAUAAAAGCCCACAAAAGCAUAUUAUUUUAUAAAUUAUUUGUAAAUCAUUUAAUUCAUUUCAUGCAAACAGUUUUUUAUUUCUAUAUUUUGUCCUAAUACCAACAUGAGACUAAUGUUAAUAAAAGCACAAGAAUAUAUUUGCAGAAUGAAUGAAUGUACAUUACGUCAGUGAAGUAUUUUAGACAGAACAUAUAUGAAACCUAGUUAUCAGUGCAUAAAGUGCCUGUACUUCUGCAAGAUAUUCUCUAGCUUCUGUGUUUAAAUAAUCUUACUGUAUAUUAGUAAUAUGACAAGUCUUAAAGUCUUACAGUAAUGGUAGUUUUCCUAUCUUACAGCUUCUGUUUUGAAAAGUUUAUAAUAACAGCAGGAGAUGAGAAUGGAGUUGAAGGUUUUAUGGCUGAUCUUCAGAUACACAAUUUAAUAUCAUAAACUGGCAGACUCUCCUAAAUGUGUAAAUCACGUCAAAUUAUGUUCAUAUUGUAUUUUAGUUAACUUUAAUUUCAUAUCUAUGAGGACAGAAUGGUUUAGCAUUAUAGUAAUACUACUUUGUACAUGGGCGAUCUUGUCUAAAACUCUUUUAUGUAUUUGAACGUAAUAUUGCUACUGCUGAUUUAGUAAAGACUGAUAAAAUUAUUGAAAAAUGUUCUUAUUAAAUAAAUGGACUUGCUUAUUUCUUCAUCAAACUGCAUUUUAAAGAGACAAAGUCAAACACCAUCUGGUUUUAUUCAAUAUUGCAACUGUUUUUCUGUCAAAUCCACUGUACGGCUAUUUGGAUUGUGUGUAAUUACGGGAUGGAUGUUAGGCACAGUUGCCUAGCAACAAGUAGUUAAUUGAAAAAUUUCCAAACGUUGAGCAUUGCUGUCCUGUUUGAGCUCAAGGAAUUGAUUUCUGAACAUCAUGAGUUUUAAUGUUUUACUGCAAAAAAUUAAGUCAUUAAAGUUGUGUAACCGUCAAAUCUAAAGUGUAAUAUUCGGACCACAACAAAUCACUUUGCAUUAUACGGGUGUCAAAAUAAUUGGGGUUUUUAAAGGUGUGCUGAAAUAAAGCUUUUCAAAGAAAGAAGGGCAGACAGAGGC
Molecule: messenger RNA, 2748 nt
Organism: Labeo rohita (rohu)
Lineage: Eukaryota; Metazoa; Chordata; Actinopteri; Cypriniformes; Cyprinidae
Product: protein TUNAR-like
Exons: 2
Coding region: 603-860 (85 amino acids)
Source: RefSeq, a predicted model, not a curated record